Molecule: messenger RNA, 1797 nt
Organism: Panicum virgatum (switchgrass)
Lineage: Eukaryota; Viridiplantae; Streptophyta; Magnoliopsida; Poales; Poaceae
Product: phosphatidylinositol glycan anchor biosynthesis class U protein-like
Exons: 14
Coding region: 86-1441 (451 amino acids)
Biological process (GO): protein localization to cell surface; attachment of GPI anchor to protein
Cellular component (GO): membrane; GPI-anchor transamidase complex
Source: RefSeq, a predicted model, not a curated record
CCCACCUGGUCGGGCCUCCUCUGCUCCUCACGCAGUCACUGGGCGGCUGCUUGCUCAGAUCGGAGUUGCGGCGCCGGCGGCGGAGAUGGCGAUCCGGUACUACUGGCCGAUGGUUGCUGCGGCCGUUGGGUUCCGCCUCGUCCUGGUCCUCUUCGGCGGGGACCUCCACCUCGCCUCCCGCCCCGAGGUCUCCACCCCGCUCACCUCCCUACGCCGCCUGGCGGAAGGCUACUGGCUCAAGCAAGCGUCCAUGUCGCCCUACUCUGGUUCUAUGUAUCACGGUUCCCCUUUGCUGCUUUCCAUUCUUGGCCCAUUAACUAGUAACAGAUCUGGUGGCAAGCAUGCUCAUGUUUAUUGCAGUUUGAUUUUUGUGGCUGUAGAUUUUCUAGCUGCCAUGCUUAUUCGAGGCACUGGUCGUAGACUCCAAAUGUCACGGAACAGAAGCUUGAAGUCACUUGACCUCACAAAAGCAGUAAAUAAUUCAGCUAAUGUAAGUGCAGGAGAUAUCGCUUCUCUCAUCUACUUGUGGAACCCUUGGGCAAUAGUCACUUGCGUGGGUUCAUGUACAUCACCAAUCGAGAAUUUAAUGGUCGUGAUAAUGAUCUAUGGAGCCUGUUCACGUUUGGCUCCUCUUGCUGCCUUUGGAUAUGUUAUGGCCACACACCUCUCUCUUUAUCCUGCAAUUCUAAUUGUACCGGUCAUUCUUUUGUUGGGGUAUGGUCCAGAUGCUCCUCCAACAAAAGUAUUUCUUGUGAAAAGCUCAAGUGACAGUAAAAGUGGCAUGUCAGAAUAUGAACGAACUAGCCUGAAAGUGCAACGAUUCUCAUGGAUGACAGUACUUCACUUCAUAUUUUGGCUAUUCAUCUGGUCUUGCUAUGUGUUGUUAUUGAGUAGCAUGAUUCUGAAGAAAGUUGGUGGCCUUAACGAGAUGUUUGAAAAGACCUAUGGUUUUAUUCUUACUGUGAAGGACCUAUCGCCUAAUAUUGGUGUUUUAUGGUACUUCUUUGCUGAAGUCUUUGAUUUCUUCAGAACUUUCUUUCUUAUAGUCUUCAAUAUGAACAUUCUUUUCAUGGUCUUGCCGUUGGCCAUCCGUUUGAAGCACCGUCCGUGCUUUCUUGCAUUUGUUUACACAGCAAUCGUCGCUAUGUUGAAAUCAUAUCCCUCGGCUGGAGAUUCAGCUCUGUAUCUAGGUCUUCUGGGCCUAUUUGCCAACGAGUUAGCAGAGAUGCAGUUCACAUUCUUCUUAUUUUUCGGAUAUAUUGGAGUAUCGCUCCUUAGCCCUGUCAUGCACAAUUUGUGGAUCUGGAGGGGCACUGGUAAUGCAAAUUUCUACUUUGCCACCGGUUUGGCCUAUACUUGUCUUCAGACUGUGUUGGUUGUAGAGAGUGUAGGUUCAAUGAUAAAGCACGACAGAAAGCUAAGACUACUUGUGACGAGUUAACUUUGUCCCUCAGCUUCUUAGAGGCUCCACCUCUGAUACUUGCAAUUUUCGUUCUGGUGCUCUUGAACUCAAACGGCUCGUCAUCCUGGACUUUGUAAAUGUAGUUCACAAUUUGUGUAUCAUGUUGUACUGUACGCCCCCCACUUUUGUACAAUAUAUGGACCACAAACUCUUUAACAGAGAGUCAAAGACUAAAGGAACAGAAAGGGCUCUCCCUCGGACUAAUUGUAGUCAGUGCUGGGCUUCGAUGUGGAUUCGGUGAUGUCAAUCAUCCAGCAUGUUUGAAUUGACCACAUGUACAAUUUGUAAUUUCAGUUUGCCAGAUGAAGAAGAAAAUUACCCGUAGCACGCUCUCA